This is a messenger RNA of Solenopsis invicta (red fire ant), 4767 nucleotides long. RefSeq names its product cyclin-Y (gene CycY). The record is from RefSeq and is a predicted model, not a curated record. Gene Ontology annotation, molecular function: cyclin-dependent protein serine/threonine kinase activator activity; protein kinase binding. Gene Ontology annotation, biological process: regulation of cyclin-dependent protein serine/threonine kinase activity; regulation of canonical Wnt signaling pathway. Bases 911 to 1939 code for a protein of 342 amino acids. Gene Ontology annotation, cellular component: plasma membrane. NCBI's taxonomy places the organism in Eukaryota, Metazoa, Arthropoda, Insecta, Hymenoptera, Formicidae. The transcript has 4 exons.
CAGCAGGUAAAUUGGCGGAGAGCCCGGAGAGCGGAGAGGCGCGCGGGAUCGGUAUCGCGGUUCGUUGUGUUUGCAGGUUGCACUGGUUGCAGUUCGUCGGUAGUCGGUCCGGUCGUGGUCGGUCGGUCGAGCGCGUUCGUGUGGGGUGUCCGAGUGCGAAAGCCGGAUAGAUGCGCGACGAGGAUGGGAUUGCCGUGCGACGACAAUGAAUCGCGCUGCGAGUCGCGACCGCGGCCGACCGCCUAGCUCGGGAGCGUCCGUCGCGUUCGUGGCGUUCGUGGAGCCGGAAGCAGGUUCAGCCGGUGCGAACAACACGGCACCGAGGCGGCAUUGGCGGCAACGCCUCGUUCUCUGACGAUCGCGGGACGAACGUCGGUCGUGUCGGUCCUCCCCGAAGUGAAAGAGAGAGAGAGAGAGAGAGAGAAAGCAAGCGAGCGAGCUCCUCCUCUGGCGGAGAACGCGAGACGAAACGCGAAGAGUUCCCCGUCGCACGAGCUGCUUUUUUUGGCGAGCGUCGCCGACAUGAGCCAGACGAGUCGCGGGCGAGCGAAUCGCAUCACCAGUCGUACGAACAGCUCCGUCAGCUGAUCGUUUAUCGCACAACGAAAUGUAAGGUAGCGAAUGUUACCUACCUACCUACCUACCUACCUACCUACCUACCUACCUAUCUACCUAUCUAUCUAUCUACCUGUCUACCUACCUACUUACCUACCCAUCUACCUACUUAAAGUCAAGCUAGAACCAGUCGUAUUGCUUUCACGCAUCGCGACUCCGAUUCACGCGAUUCGCUGCGUUUUCCCCCGCGUUUUUCCCCGCGAAUUGGGACUAAACGCGACCGCGCGCACCAAGGCGUGCGGGAGGCGGGAAGCAUAGGGGCAACUGACACACCGGUUAGAGUUUACAUGGGAACAUGGGGAACAAGAAUAGCUGUUGCGUCUACUCCAGUCCGCAAGUCGGGCGCAAGGAAGUGGGGCCCGAGUGCGCCACGCGCAACCUGGAGGAGCACCUGCCGGAGGGUGGGAUUAGCGUUAAUAAUUUGCAACAUAUCAGUGAACGCGAGCCAGAGGACUGGGACUCCGAUCCGUCGUUGCACCCAUGCGCGGGGACUAUCUUUAUGGAGCGUUCCAAGCAGGCUAUCGAGAAUGGCAUGGUGAGAAAGAAGAGUCAACAUCAAAUUGCAGACAUAAGGCCUUUGAAGAAAAGCAGCAGCUGCAGUACAAUAUAUUUAGACGACAGCACAGUUUCACAACCUAACUUGAAAAAUACCGUCAAAUGUGUUGCUUUAGCCGUUUAUUACCAUAUUAAAAAUAGAACCUCGCAGAGACAGAUUGAUAUAUUUGAUGAGAAACUGCAUCCAUUAACGAGGGACGGUGUUUCAGAGGAUUACGACAAACAUAAUCCAGAGCACAAGCAAAUAUAUAAAUUUAUAAGAACUCUGUUUAACGCAGCUCAGCUAACCGCUGAAUGUGCCAUCAUAACAUUGGUUUAUCUCGAACGCCUACUUACUUAUGCGGAAAUAGACAUAACACCGGCCAAUUGGAAACGAAUAGUGCUGGGAGCUAUUUUAUUGGCAUCUAAAGUUUGGGAUGAUCAGGCAGUGUGGAAUGUGGAUUACUGUCAAAUACUGAAAGACAUCACGGUGGAAGACAUGAACGAACUAGAGAGACAAUUUCUAGAGAUGCUGCAAUUCAACAUCAAUGUUCCUUCGAGUGUAUAUGCCAAAUAUUACUUUGAUCUUCGUACACUCGCGGAAGCAAACGAAUUGACAUUCCCUAGUGAACCUCUUAGUAAGGAAAAGGCGCAAAAGUUAGAAGCUAUGUCCAGAGUUUACGAGGAUAAGGUCACGGCUGAAGCUCUACGUACUGGUAUUAAAAAGUGGUCCAGCUUAGACAACAUAUGCAUAGGCGGACCUAGGCGUAGCAUCGCUAUUUUAUCUUAAACAUAUAUAUGGACGUAAACCGAUGUAAACACACAGACGCAUGGUCACUGCUCAGAUUUGGCAUGGAGGUAUGUGAAACUUUGUAAAGACACAUCAUUGUUACCGAUCAAUUUUAAUAAUUUUGAAAGAGAUUGUUUGGAAUCGUACCAAACAUUUGUGUUAUAUCUCUGUUCAAUUAUUGUGGAAUAUCUAAUGUAUUAUAAUUAUUAUAUACAUCUCUUGGCAAACUGUUUUUAUAUAUUGUCCAAACUAGAUGUAAAAAUAUUUAGCAUAUACCGUAUGUACAGCUAAGUUGUACCAUAAUGGAAGAAUUCUUCCAUCGCAAGUAUGGUUUGCAAUAACAAACUUUUAAAUCUAACUGUUGAUAUGUACUUUAAAAUUUAGACGUUUCUCAAUUCAUUAUAAUUUCCAAUGCGUUAUUCUUGUUAUUUGUACAUUAAAGAAUCGUGAAGCACUUCGAUAGAGAAAAAAAUUUCAAAUUAGUUUUUUUUCGUAAUUUAAUUCCUAACUACUUUGAUUAAUCUUUUGUGUUAAUGUCACUAUUUACGGAAAACCAUAAAUAUUUAUUUUUAAAUAAAUAUAUAUGUAUAUUUCUGUUGAUUCUGCAAAGAUUUUACUGUCCGGGACCUUAUAAUGUGGAUGUAACAAAGCAUAUGAGAAUGUGAGGCGUAUUGACGAAACAAAGAGUGAGAAAGGAAAAGUUUUUAGUCGUAGCAUUAUCUGUACUGUCCUUAUGGGAGAAAAUAACUUGUGAUAUACAUUAGUCAACUAUUCAUUAUCCAAAGCAUUUUAUAUAUUGACUGAAUUUAAUAAGAAUCAAACUUACGGCUGAUUUACUAAUAACAUUCUAAAAAUGUAUACAGUAUGCUUCAAAUUAAAGGUCAUAUUUGUUAAAUAACGCUACGUAAUUUAUCAAGAAAUAAUCCAAUUAGAAUUUGCAAGCCAAAGCUGUGUAAUGCAUGUCACCUUAAUGUGUUGAAUCAAGUGUUAUUUUCAAGUAUAUUAACAUAUUUCCUUGAUUUUUUGCCUACCCUCUCACUGUCAUGUACAUCGAAAAGUUAUUAUAUGAGACGAAUUAUUAUAUGAGAAAUGAUCACAAAUUUAGAAAAUGAAUCGAUACUUUUUUAAUAUUUCUAUGUAUACUUUCUUUUGAUACAUUUCUGUAUGAACACAUAUCGUUAUUUGUUUUUCAUUACUUUGAUUUUGAAUUUUUAUUAUUAAACGGCCCCUAGACGAUCAAUGUUAAGUAUAUAAUAUUCAAAUAUUGUGCAAUAAUAUUGAACGUUUAGAGACCGUUUUAUUAUUGCCUUUAAUCUCAAUUUCUUUUAAUCACAAAUACAGUAUAACAAAUCAGAAAAAGAAAUCUUUGACACUUAAUGUAUCGAUUUAUCAGAUUUGAUAGAUGAUUUAUGUAUUUCAAAUAAUAGUACAUAGCGAGAACACCAUUUACAAUAAGUAUAUUAUAAUAGCGUAAAUAUAUUAGCAAAUCAGCCUUUAUAGCUUAUUAAGAAUGAAGGGCACGAUAAAUUAGUCUGACUAAUUGCUUUUAUAUGACGCUACUUCCAUGGAUUUAUAACUUUAGAUAAUGCGCGAGAUAAGGAUAAGCCAUGAUAUCAGGGUUGUAUCUCUCUUUUCUUCUCUUACGAGAUUAUUGAGUCUUACAAGGUUAUUCUCAUUAUUGACGGCAUUUUGUUUAUAAUCGAUCCAUUCGAUCAGGAUUACUGGAAAGAAAAUUAAUUCGACAUCAAAUCCACGUUUACGUUUAUUCUUUUCAUAAUGCAUUAUGCAAUAGUUUUAGAUACUUUACAAAGAAUUGUCGAAUAAACGUUCAUCAAUCUUUAGUGUAAUAAAAAAUUACGAAGAUCACGCAUUUUUAUAGUCAUAACAUUGCUAUAAAAUAAACUCAACAUGUAGCUUUGUAAAAUAUUUAUUUCGUAAAGCACGCAAUUAAAUCUUCCGAAGAUCAUUGAAGCGCAUAUUCACUGAAAAAAAAGAGGAAGAACUUAGAGGUUGUAUCAUAUUCACAUUUUACAAUAUGACAAGGUCAAAUUGAAAUACCAUUAAUAUAAUCAUGUAUCAUAUGUGCUACUAAUUGACUUAUGUACGAUAUAAUUUAAUAUUUUGUACCUACCGGUUACAACUUUAAACAUAAGAUAGUCUUAUUGUAUGACUGGUUACGUCUGUAAGAAUUAAAGUGUAAUCUGAAAUGUUCCGUUGGAAUUUUCAGAUCGCCGUUACAGAGGAAAAGUAAUUACGAUUUAUUAUUAUUUUUAUAUUUUAUUACUCGAAAGUCAGAAUUAUCGUAACGGUCGAUUAGAGCGAUUGUAGAGUCCAAGAGUGAAGAGAAACGAAGCGACGUACGUUAUCAGCUUUUAACGCUUUGUAUAAUAUAUACCGGAUGAUGAGAGCGUAAAUGUAACAUAUUUACAAUUUCUGUCCAUAUUACAAGUUUUUAUUUCGCCUGUCCGAUAAAUAAAAAUAUAUUUUUACUGCAUUACUGUAAAUUAUAAGUAACUACACGCAUACAUACGCGUGCAAUGUAUGCUGCGGAAGUAUUUGUAAAACUUUACAGAACAAUUAAUACACCGUGCGAUGCCAAAAUGUUGUUAAAAUUAUAUUGUACAGAUUAUUGCACAUACACACACGUACAUAAAGAGAGUGUACUGCACUGCGAUUUCCGUUUUUAUCUCGUUCUGAUUUUUCCCGAUAAAAACUAAAUCUUUAUAGAAUUUUCAUGCGCAUGACUAUUUUUAUAAAUAGAUAUUCAUUAUAAAGACAAUCUUCGAGUCUUAUUGCGUCCUGUAAAUAAAUUAUCGAAUUCGUGUAAG